Puccinia graminis f. sp. tritici CRL 75-36-700-3 is the source of this 921-nucleotide messenger RNA. RefSeq lists its product as uncharacterized. The transcript has a single exon. Gene Ontology annotation, biological process: peptidyl-proline hydroxylation to 4-hydroxy-L-proline. The record is from RefSeq and is a predicted model, not a curated record. Bases 1 to 921 code for a protein of 306 amino acids. Gene Ontology annotation, cellular component: endoplasmic reticulum. NCBI's taxonomy places the organism in Eukaryota, Fungi, Basidiomycota, Pucciniomycetes, Pucciniales, Pucciniaceae. Gene Ontology annotation, molecular function: L-ascorbic acid binding; procollagen-proline 4-dioxygenase activity; iron ion binding.
AUGCCAACCGCACAAUCGAAAAACACCAAGAAGAAUAAAUCAGGAGGAAAAACGUCGUCGAAUGGAGCAGCGACGGGCAAGCAAGCCACGGAGACAGCGGUAGGAUGGCCGAUGCUGAAGCCGAAACCGAAGUUGAAAGCGGAGACGAUAAUCCCGUCGCAGAUCAUGACGAUGAGGGAGCUGCUCACGGAGGAAGAAUGUAAACGGGUGAUCCGGGCACUGGACCAUCUGAGGACGGCCGAUGGAGAUAUCCUUCGGUUCGAGACCACCAGUCGGACACCUAAACGCGGCGAGGCCUUCCGAUACAACGACCGGAUCUCCAUCCAUGACCCGCUCUUCGCCGACACCCUUUGGGCGAAAACCGGCCUCAAAACUUCCUGUGAAGCCUGGCUCCGCGAACAAGGCUCUCAUCGGGAUGACGACCCCCAGGCUGCCCGGUGUUGGGGCCUCAACCCCAAUCUCCGGUUUUAUAGAUAUCGGGUCGGACAUAAGUUCGAGAAACAUUUCGACGAAUCCGUCCAGAUUUCUAAGUCCGAUCUUUCCUCCUCCUCCUCAUCAUCAUCAUCAUCAUCCUCUGCGAUCCAGUCCGAGAUGCCGGAGACACUAUGGACGGAACACACGUUAUUAAUUUAUCUGACUGGAUCGAAGGAUCCGAUCCAAAAAUCGACAAAAGAGGAGGCAGAGUCGCAAACGGGGGCUGAUGGCGAGCCUCUUUUAAGAGGUGGAGAGACGGUCUUUUAUAACACCCCGAUCAGGAGCCAAAAACGACUAACCCAAGAACAUUCCGUCGCCGCUUCUGUUAGCCCAGUGGCUGGCUUGGCGUUGAUUCAUCGUCACGGAUCCGAAUGCUUACUCCACGAAGCACGUGAAGUCACCGCAGGAGCUAAAUACGUCCUCAGAAGUGACUUGGUAUUCGGAUAA